UAGGGUUUGGGUUUUUGUUCUUUAUUUUUCCCUCUUUGUUUUGGGCUUCAGAUUUUGGGAGGGAAGUAAAAAAAAUUCAAUCCAAGUGGAAAAUUUGAAAAGGAGAGUUUCAUUUAUGAAGGGAGUAUGGUUAAUAAAUUUUGAAAUUUGAAUUUGAAUGGUAGAAGUACGAUUGGAUGUAGAAAAAGGAAAGAUGAUGAUUGUAUAGUGGCGUGUAGAGAGGGAGGAUUUAACUGGUUAUGAUGUUCAUACCAUAAUAGGAUCAGACUAGGGUUUAUAUUAAGCGCCGUGAAACUGAUGAUAAAAUUCCACUUGUUGUUCUUGUUUAUGUGAUUCUUCCGACAGUGAAGACGAAACUUGAAACAUGUCGGGAUCUGACAUGGCAAACAGGGAACCGUUCACCGUUGGGAUGCACCAACACCAACACCAACACCAACACCAACAUCAACACCAACACCAACACCAACCUCAACUCCAUCAAAACAUGCGUUUGGACUAUGCUCCUGACGGGCCUGUUUUCGCCCCUCCUACUGUCAACAUUAACGGCACGGAAACCUCUCCAGCAGCGUUGCCUCCGGGCCUGGGCCUGGCCCAGCCCCAGCCUCAGCCCCAGCCCCAGCCCAUGGUGGGUAGCAACUCUGAACCGCAAAAGAGAAAGAGGGGCAGGCCCAGGAAAUAUGGGUCUGAAGGUGCCAUGGCCUUGUCCUUGACCCCUAACCGUCCUUCUGGUGCUGCCGCCGUGCCGGUUGGCCAGUCCGGCGGGGCAUUUCCGCCUUUGGAUUCCGCCUCGGCUGGUUCCGGGAAGCGCAGGGGCAGGCCUCGUGGUUCUGUCAACAAGAAGACUUCAAAGUUUGCUGGAGCAGCAUCUGAUUUUACUCCGCAUGUCAUUACCGUGAAAGCUGGAGAGGAUUUGUCAGCAAGAAUUAUGAGAAUUUCCCAGAGUAGUCCAAGAAAUAUUUGCAUCUUAACAGCAAAUGGAUCCAUAUCUAAUGUGACUCUUCGACAACCUGACUCAACUGGUGGAACUGUAACUUACGAGGGACGAUUUGAGAUCCUAUCACUUGGUGGUUCAUUGUUUCAAGUUGAAAAUGAUCAGAGUGGAAGGAUGGGGGGACUGAAUGUGUCCUUGUCAGGACCAGAUGGCCGUGUGUUGGGAGGCGGAGUGGCAGGUCUCUUGAUAGCUGCUUCCCCUGUUCAGGUGGUGUUGGCCAGCUUUGUUUCAGAUAUUCGGAAGCAAUCCAAGUCUGCAAAGAGAAUGGAAAAUGCAUCUGCCCCAGCAAAGGCUUCCACAGCAGGCCAAAGCAGCUCACCAUCAAGGGGCACUCUCAGUGAGUCUUCUGGUGGAGCUGGGAGUGGUAGCCCGCUAAACCAAAGCACAGGAGCAUGCAACAACAACAAUAUCAACAACAGCAUCAAUAAUAAUACCCCAACACAAGGCUUUUCAGGCAUGCCCUGGAAGUAAACUUGACUUCUCUCAUUGCUUGUUAUGAUGCUAUUACCUGUGUCUCUCUCCUAUGCCUUAAGCAUUGAGGGGACACUCAUGUUACAUUAGUUUUGUGUAAUAUUAGUUGGAGGAUGAACAUUUCAGGGAUGAUACAGUUUGUGCUCUCUUAGCUUAAUUUAGUUAGAUAUUGCGAAAGAUUUGUCCUUAGUCUAUCUAUCUGCACUUGGGUGAUUCAAGAGGAGCAGACAGGAUCGGGAUGUGUUCUAGGAACAUGUAGGAUCUGAUCAUGAGAUGGCGGUGACUUUGUCAUCCCAUAUUGUAAUUUGUCGGUCCUUUCAGCUGAAACUUUCUCCUUGCUACCCCAGUUGUUCGGUGGUAAUAAUACUUUAUUUAAUCUUUCACCCUA
Messenger RNA from Cajanus cajan (pigeon pea), 1850 nucleotides. Lineage: Eukaryota; Viridiplantae; Streptophyta; Magnoliopsida; Fabales; Fabaceae. The record is from RefSeq and is a predicted model, not a curated record.